AUGCAGAGACCACCAGCAGAACUGCGGAUUCCUGCAGCACCGACGUUCCCUUUGUCGUCCCCCAUCACAGAAGAGGUUCCUAGCCCGGCGCCAUCGUCUCCGGAAGACCAUGAUAUGGAAAGAAACCGACCCUUCGCUUUCCUCAAUAAGGCAACACGCAAGAACCCGUUUAUACAUAAAGCAGCACAUGAUCAGCAUGUACAAGAGCAGGAAGCAGUGGACGGGACACAGAAUUCCUAUCAGGCGAAACCGCUGGGUCUUUACACCGGGAAGAGGUCAAACCGACCUCCUGGAUUGAAUUUAGUCACAGAUUUCUCCCCGUCCUCUCCGAAAGGCCUUCAAGAUACGUCAGUGCCGACCGUCAUGGAUUUGAAUGACUUGAAAGCGCUCUCAAAGGCACGAGAACAAGAGAGGGCCACGCAUAGUAUCAGAGGGAUACUGAAGAAGGACUCGAACCAGGAUGUUGACCAACCUCCGGAUAGACCCUCCAAUCUAGAAAAGAAACGACUGUCCUAUCUCAAUUUCCGGGGAAGAAGGAAGGCCAAAGACGAUCUAUCACCAUCUGACCGACCUAUCAUGAUUGGGCUCAGCAUGCCAUUUGACGGAUCCCCGAGUUCUCAUGAGAAUCAGCUGAAAGUGAACACAGGAGAUGCCCAACGAGCGACACUGACCCCGUCUAUCAUUGUCACGCCAGCCAAAGAAGACACAUUCUGGCCCGACAUUGGCAUAAUGCAUCCACGACCUAGGGUAGCAUCCAGCAUAUACUCCCAACCAACACCUUACCCCGAUGACAAUGACAGGGACCUAGAAAUACCGCCGGUGCCUGCCAUUCCAGAUUUUCCCUUUCUUAGAGGGGCUGGAAACACAGGAAACGAGCCUGCACAGAGGCGCUCUAUAAUUACGACAGGGAGACAGCGUGCGUUCUCGACCGGGACUGUGUUUGAAGAAGAUGAUAUGCGACGUGCGAGUCGUUCUCGUUCUUACUCCAGUGGGACUGUCAAAAAGAUCCCGGAUAGAUUAAGCAUCAACACCGAAACAAACAGACAUCAAUCUGAAGGCUGGUGGACCUACCUUCUUUCGCCUUUGCUGGGUCGCUUCAGCGCAGUCAUGGGUAAUACCACACCAACGGAGGCUGCUAGACCACCCGUUCCCAGUAUUAGAACCCACUUAACAGCAUCGAGCGAUGAGUGGUGGGAAAAGGAAGUAUCUUGCUUCUCCCCCGACACGCCGGAGGCAACGGAAGCCCACCACAAGGAUGAACUAUCGGAUUGGUCAGAUGAUAGUGUGAACCCAUUCGAUGAGAAAGACUUGGACAACCAGGAUCGUACCGUGGAAACAAGGGAUCAAGAUGCAUUCUCGUUCAUGUUUCCGGGCCAGCCGAUUCAAGGAUCUGCCGCUGAGUACUACCAAGCCUGUGCUCACGAAUUGUUCAGUGGGAGGCCGUACUUCGAAUGCGUCAACCAUAUUUGCUCCCUAACGCCCAAAGACAAGAUACCAGGCUAUGCUGAGAAUGCAGUUUCGACCAUUUCACACCAAAGGGGCCUCCUUAUCGAUGUGGAGGACACUCCACGGGAUGAAAAUCGAAGCUCAAAAGUCGCUACUGCAGAGCCGCAGACCUUGUACGAACCGAGUGUAAUAGACAAGAGGUCCGAGAUUUCCCUAAACGAUCUCAAGGAUAAUGACACUCCAGGCAAUAACCUCAGUGGACAUCCCCCAACUGAGUACCAGCUAAGUCAACAUCCUCCGAAAAGUGAACACCCUCCAAGUGAUCCAAUUGCGCACCCUCCAAUUGCGUAUACUCCUAGUGAACAUCCUCCAAGUGUGCAUCCUGCAAGUGUGCAUCCUCCAAGUGUGCAUCCUCCAAGUUCUCCCAGUGAGCUUCCUCCCAAUGACCCUAUCCCCAAUGAACAAACAAGAGAGAUUCCUCAAGAAGCUGCACCUGUGUCCCAUGUUCAUGGAGAGACAGAAGGACUAGCACCACCAGCAGACAAUCAAUCUGAAAGAAAGAUAUCUUGGCCCAUCUUCCAGCCAGUCAUCCAACCAGCGCCCCAGCCAGCCAUACAGCCGGUAAUUCAACCAGCACCUCAACCGGUCAUUCAGCAUGUAAUUCAGCCAGCACCUCCCAGCCAGCACAUUUAUGCUCACCCUGCUACUGUCCCAUCACCGAUUCUUAUAGCUCCCCCAAAUCGAGCUCUUCCUCAGCAUUUCAUGUUCCCCACUCACGAUCAUGAAGCACAGCCACAACCCCCAAACCCUACGUCUCCUGGCCUUCAACAAGCUACUGAGAGAGGUGAAUCGAUUCCAUUAUCCGAUAUGCAUACUAGCCCAGCGCCUGCAUACACUUCCAGUCACCAUAGCUCUUCUGCUCUACUGCCUCGCAUGGAGCCACAUCCAACUACGCGAGAGGAAGUGACAAACACGACCAUAGAAAGGGAGAUUAUCGAGAUUCGACGAAAACCGUUGGAAAAGAAAGAAGAUAGAAAAGACAAAAAGAGCAAAAAGAUCUUCGCGUUUUGUUGUUGUUGUUGUUGUUGUGGGAGAGGCCAGUCCAAGAAAGACAAAAAUGGAAAGGUGAAACGCCGGUGGUACCUGGCGAUCAUGACGUCCUUUCUCAUAAUCAUAGCAAUCAUCCUCCUCUUGGUGAUGACUUUGAAAAAGAAGGGCGAUUCAACACCAGUGCAGUCGCAAUGGCUCAAUCUCACCGGCUACCCACCCAUGCCUACCGGUAUCGCCACGAUUGCAGGACCAGAACCUCAGACACAGGUCUCAGGAUGCAUAGCUCCAUCCACCCUUUGGAGCUGUGCUCUACCGCCUGAAGAACAAUCUGCAAAUGCGCCUUACGCCGCCAACGAGCCGAACUUUCGCGUAGAAAUCCUAUUCCGCAAUGGAACCUAUCCUAACAGCACAACAAUUGCCUCAAAGUCCAGCAAGACGCUCUCCUCUAGAAGCUCCGACAAUCCCUACAGCCCAUCACCAUCACCUCCAAGCUUGAAGGAUCAGACCUUCCUCGGUAACACCACAGACAACAACACCGUCCCCUACGCAGGCGAGGAAACCCCCUUCUACAUGACCAUCCUCUCAGCCAGCCACUUAACGUCUACAUCCACCCUUCGCCUGGCGCGAAGAUCCGAUAGCUCCUUCCCUAACCUUGCAACCAUCAUUCCCUCACCAGAUGAGAACUCCGAUGGAACUGCCGCCGCUGCAAACCUAUACCCACAGCCCUCAUCCCAGCCAGUUCGCCUCUAUAACCGCGGCCUCAGCACAGAACACUACGGCUUCUACACCUACUUCGACCGCUCCAUCUUUCUCUCCUCCCUGGCCCCCGUCAAUGGCAGUACAACCGAUGAUGACCCCAACGACAAGGACGGCGGAUCCAACGAAUCCGACGCCCGUGUCCGAUGCACAUGGUCGCAGACCCGCUUCCUCGUCCAAAUCUGGACCCGCUCCAACGACGCCCUCCUCAAGAAUUCAACAAACGCAUCCUCAACAACCACAACAUCCGCCGCAACAGCCACAGCCACAGCAAACUCGUCCGCAACGUACUGGACUCGCCCCGGAUCAUUUCCAUACCCCGUGACCAUCACACUAGAUCGGCACGGCGGGAACGCAAAAGAGAAAAUGGUAUACUGUUACGGCAUGGAGAGCAAUGAGAAGAUCAACUCGUCGGACGUGAAACUGCAGAUUGAGAACCGGUCGUACGGUGGUCAAUUGGUCAAUCCAGCCCCGGGCAUCUUCGACCUGUAUAGUAAUUCUUCGAGCGAUGCCACUGGAGAAUGGGGCGGCGUUGAUGAUUCGCUGACGAAGCUGCUAUAA
Aspergillus sclerotioniger CBS 115572 is the source of this 3813-nucleotide messenger RNA. RefSeq lists its product as uncharacterized. The transcript is spliced from 4 exons. The record is from RefSeq and is a predicted model, not a curated record. The coding region runs from base 1 to 3813 and encodes 1270 amino acids. NCBI's taxonomy places the organism in Eukaryota, Fungi, Ascomycota, Eurotiomycetes, Eurotiales, Aspergillaceae.